AACACGAUCAAGACUGCGCGGGGGCGGUGAGAUUACCGCUUUGACCACGACGUGUCGCUGUGAAGGGAAACGUAUACACCGCUCCCUGCAGCCGCCAUUUACCCUGCCGCUGUCCAUGUUGCCGGCUCUCGACACUGGACAUUGAGUCGAGCUAUGCGCCCCAGCAAUGACGAUAGUUGGCGCACCGCUCCGCAAGUGGACAGUUUACCUGCUGCUCUGCAGCAUCCCGACAUGCGCCCUCGCGCAAGCGACGAAUGAGACGCCCGCCCCCGACAGCAGCUCGACGGCCACUGGAUCUGCCAGGGCCCCGCCUGCGACCGCAGCGGCGUCGAAACCUCCCUCCGCCCCCGUUGCCACAUGCCCGUACCGCACCAUCAACUACAUCACCCACUGGCUGCCCCAGCAAUGCCUCCGGACCAGCUGGUCAGCCCCUACGCCGAGCGCCGCGGUAGACGAGCCGAGCGGGGAAGGCGCACUCAAUACACCAGAGGUGGUGGUGCCGUGGGCUAGACAGGACGCCUCGGGGAGCAAAGUCAGGGCUGAAGUUGAAGCGACAGGACCAGCAGCGGCCGGCGCUGUUGACGCUGCCGCGGAGAAUGCGUCUUCGGGCACACAAGCAGAGGCGGAGUUGGAGACCGACUCUCCCUUCGACAGCGACAACUUUCUCUCGUUCGAAGAGUGGAAGAAGAAGAACCUCGAGCGUGUCGGUCAGUCGCCCGACAGCGUGGGCCAGGCUCGUGCUGCAACCUUGGACCAGCGCAAUCGACGGCGCCCGGUCAACGUCAACGCCCUCGACUCGCUGGGCGAAGAAGGAGAGAUCGAGAUAGACUUUAGUGGCUUCGGAAACCCUUCAGAGGGACAGGCAGUGCCCACGAAACCGCCCUCAGCUGCCCAGCAGGACACGGCCACAACUACAGAUGGCGAAGACCCCGCUGCACCCAGCUCAUGGGCGCUCAGCAAAGAUGCGGGCAAGACAUGCAAAGAGCGCUUCAACUACGCUUCCUUCGAUUGCGCCGCUACAGUCCUCAAGGUCAAUCCCAAAGCUAAGAGCACCUCCUCCAUCUUGGUCGAGAACAAGGACAGCUACAUGCUCACCGAGUGCUCCGCCGAGAACAAAUUCAUCAUCGUCGAGCUGUGCGAAGACAUCCUCGUCGACACCAUUGUCCUUGCUAAUUACGAAUUCUUUUCUUCCAUGUUCCGACAUUUUCGAAUUAGCGUUUCUGAUCGAUACCCCGUGAAGCUGGACCGUUGGCGGGUACUGGGCACAUUCGAAGCCCGCAACUCCCGCGAGAUCCAGCCCUUUCUCAUUACGGAGCCUCAAAUUUGGGCCCGAUAUCUGCGCAUUGAGCUUUUGACGCAUUAUGGUAACGAGUUUUACUGUCCCAUGAGUUUACUGAGGGUACAUGGUACGACUAUGAUGGAGCAGUAUAGAAGGGAGGAAGAAGAGGCCAGAGGAGACGAUGACUUUGCGGAGCCGAUUGAUGAGGUGGCUGAGGAACCAGUCCAGACCGCGGUGGUCCCUGUUGAUGAAAACCUUCCUAGCCAGCAGACUCAAACCAAACCAAACAAGGAUUCUGGAAUUGAGCAGCAGGUUUCGCCACAAGGAGACAAGAGCCAGAGUUCGACUGAUAGUGGAAGCCGCGCUGGUGCCAUCGACGAAGAAGCUUCGCAUCAACAUCGCGAAGCGCAUCCAUCAGGUCGUGCGUCAGAGGUACCUGGCAGCACUAUAACGUACUCCGCUGGCGACGAUGCUCCCUCGGACGGUCAACGCCCAGGGCCAUCCACCCAUUUGGAUGCUGCCAAAAACGGCAAGAGAAGCAUUGCGAAUGACUCUCCCAAUGCCGGUCCGGACGCCUUGUCUUCGCCUUCCACUCCGGCUCAUAUGCCCAAAUCACCUACCUCGACAGCAGAGCACUACAGCGGCGAUUCGAAGCCUGUAUCUUUGCAGGCCACCGACACAAAAGUUGCCACCAAUACAGAUACUGGCGCUGUACCCUCCAAUAAGGGACCAUCAAAUAAUACCAACAGCGGCUCGCAGGCCCCAGCACAAACACGCACGUCUGUGCAAUCACAACCAAACACCCCGCCGACGCAGGAAUCAUUCUUCAAGUCCAUCUCGAAACGCCUCCAGUAUCUGGAAGCGAACAGCACGCUUUCGCUGCAGUACAUCGAAGAGCAGUCUCGCACUCUACGAGACGCUUUCAUGAAGGUCGAGAAGAGGCAACUGCAGAAAACCGAAAAGUUUCUAGAUCAUCUCAACACCACCGUCAUGCACGAGCUCAAGAGUUAUCGGAACCUGUACGAUCAACUGUGGCAAAGUACUAUUUUAGAGCUAGAGGGUAUGAAGGAACGGCAGCAGGCUGAGAUGGGGGAGAUUGGGGCGCGACUCAGCAUGGUGGCAGACGAGCUCGUGUGGCAGAAGCGGAUGGCAGUUGUGCAGUCUACUCUCCUGCUGCUUUGUCUCGGCCUGGUACUCUUUGUGCGAUCAGGGACGCUGGGCUCCCAGUCGGACAUUCCCAUUGUGCAGCAGCUGGGCAACACGUACUCGAGCUUCUUCGACUCACCGUCGCACAGCCCAGAAGGCAGCAGGCGCGUACGACGCAGGCGCACCUUUGGAAACAUUUGGCGCAGCGACGCUUCGGCGGCUCUGAGCGAUCGCAGCGGUCACGUUAGCGAUCUGGUCAACGGUGUGUCGGAUGCAGAGACGGACGGUCGCCGCAGCCCUGUGCAAGUCGCUUUCAGUCCGCCCACGCCAAUCACACUCGGCGAACCAUCCAUGGCAAGCAAAGCGGGCUCAGCUUCUCCUGAGCAGUCUGACGGCGUCGCCGCCCGGACCGAUCAGCAUGACAAUGGCCUACCCACGCCAACCGAGGAACCUGGGGACCCACUUUUACUCGAAGAGCAGGCCAAACGUCUCGAAGUCUUGGAAACGCAAUCUGGCCCCGCUACGCCACGUGGGUCCCGGGAUAGCAGGCCCUCGUGGGAGGAAGUCGACCGGGCCAUUCACCUACUCAAUGCUGAAGAUACGGAGGAGGAGGAGGAAUUAAAGAGGAAGGUUAGAGAGCAGCUGAAACGUAGGCGCAGUCCGCUGCAGAGAGCAAUCAGCUACGACGGAGUGCGGAGCGGGACCCAUUCGCCGGAUGAGGAUGGUGUUGGACACGACAGCGUGUUUGCGGAGUGAUUGAUUGAUUGAUUGCUUGAUUGACUAACUGCUGCAAUGAUCCUCUGUAUUUAUUCGCGCUGCAUCUUUGGCGUUGCAUUGGGACGGACGGCCUUCACGAUUGAGCGAGCAUGCAUAGUGGGGAUGGCGUUUGGGCUUUGGAGGGGUGCUCCUUUAUGGCGAAUACAUUCAUUACAUGGAGACUUAUGCUUGAUGACUCGCAUACGUGAAUGCAAUCGUCACUGCAAGAACUCUCGGACGGUCCUGCUCGGGACCAGAAAUAGCCAAAGCUUCAUGAACAAGCGUGUGCAGAUGCAUCCUCCCCCUCCUCCUCAAACGCUCAACCGAGUCUCAGGUCACCGUCAGAUAAUAAUGAAAGAGCAUCCUCGGAUAGAAUCAGAAAUCACUCCACGUUGCCAAGGACCUCCACCCCCAGCCAACCAGGGGCGCAGUGGAGGCGGGCCAA
Molecule: messenger RNA, 3626 nt
Organism: Paraphaeosphaeria sporulosa
Lineage: Eukaryota; Fungi; Ascomycota; Dothideomycetes; Pleosporales; Didymosphaeriaceae
Exons: 1
Coding region: 167-3181 (1004 amino acids)
Biological process (GO): protein folding in endoplasmic reticulum
Cellular component (GO): membrane; cytoplasm
Source: RefSeq, a predicted model, not a curated record